AUGGGUAGAACUUGCUCUUACAAGACCUUCCUAUGUUGCAAACCACCGGAAUUUGUGGGGUUCGACGAUCCCAUGGCGUGCAUGAAUUGGCUCCAGGAAAUCGAGCAAGCAAUCCGGGCUUGUGAUUGUGACGAGGGGCAAAAAGUGAAGUUUGGCUCUCAAAUGCUGAGGGGUGCAGCUCUUACCUGGUGGAACAUUGUCAUCUCGACCAUCGAGGUUACUGAAUUGACCAAGAUGAUUUGGACCACAUUCAAGAAAAAAGUAAUGGAAGAAUAUUGUAAUGAACAAGAGAUGGAUCGUAUCGAAGAAGAAUUCCGAACCCUGAAAAAGGGAAAUUUAUCAGUAAGGGACUACACCCGACUCUUUAUGGAAAAGCUAAACUUGGUGGGACACGUAGCCCCAACGGAGAAAGAUAAGAUGAAAGCCUACCUUAAAGGGCUACCUGCAGACAUGAUGAUAAUGGUUAGGAACUCAAGAGCUUCCACCCUCAGGGAAGCAAUCGAAGAAGCCAAGGUCUUGGAAUCAGUUUAUGUUAAGGGAAAGGAAGAAAGGAUGUCGAGUGGUAAGAAGAGGAAGUGGGUAGGGCCCUACGCACCAUCCAAAAAGCCAAACCACUUUGGCAACGACAAUCGCGGAGCCCAUCCCAAACAAGAGACAAGAUGGUGUCCCAAGUGUCGCAGCAAACAUCACGGCCCGUGUAGCACCAACUCUACCCCCACCAAAUGCUUUAAGUGUGGGAAGGCAGGCCACACGCGAAACGAGUGCCCAAUCAAGGGACCCAUAUGUUUUGGAUGCAGAGAACUGGGCCAUUUCAAGAAUGACUGCCAAAAGUUGAAAACAGGUGGGGGUCAAGGGAGAAAGGAGGGCGUCCCGAAAGCAACCGGCCGAGCCAUUCAGAUGUCUAGAGAAGAAGCUAAGGCUUCGACGUAUGUAGUGUCGGGUACGUUCCUUGUUAACUCCGUACUUGCUCACGUACUUUUUGAUUCGGGUGCUUCGUGUUCCUUUAUGUCCAUUGCUUUCUAUCAACACUUGCAUACGCCACCUAGUACACUAGAAGAUGUGUUAAUCAUAGAGAUAGCAAAUGGUAGUCAAGUUUUGGUGCGCGAAAUUGUGAGAGGUUGUGUCUAG
This is a messenger RNA of Cynara cardunculus var. scolymus (artichoke), 1128 nucleotides long. RefSeq lists its product as uncharacterized. The transcript has a single exon. Bases 1 to 1128 code for a protein of 375 amino acids. The record is from RefSeq and is a predicted model, not a curated record. Lineage: Eukaryota; Viridiplantae; Streptophyta; Magnoliopsida; Asterales; Asteraceae. Gene Ontology annotation, biological process: proteolysis. Gene Ontology annotation, molecular function: aspartic-type endopeptidase activity; zinc ion binding; nucleic acid binding.